CUUGACAUGGCGAGGUAGCGAGAAUUUACAAUGUAAAAUAUUAGCUUAUUCCUGUAUGAUGUAGGCAUAUUUGAUGAGUGGCGAGUGUUUGAGUGUGGGUUUGCGGAGUGAUGUCAGUGGCAGACGCCGCGACCAGCGCGCCUGACAAAAAAAUUGUAUACGGUGAAGAUAGCACCGACAGUGACAAUGAUGAGAAGAAGGGGUUACUGCGGAGAAUAUCCACUAGCAAAUGCGUCGGUCGAUUGCCUGUGGUCAAGGAGGGGUACCUGAUGAAGCAGACGCGCAGCUUCCAGCGAUGGCAGCGGCGCUACUUCCGUCUGCGCGGGCGCACCCUCUACUACGCCAAGGAGAGAGAGAGCCAGUUGUGGGACGAAUUCGAGCUAGAAGACGCCACAUUCGCGGAGUGCAGCAUCAACAACGCUAACCACAGCUUCCAAGUGAUAACCGCAAGUCGCUGCCUAGUGCUGUGUGCCGACAACCGAGGCGAGAUGGAGUCGUGGGCCGGGGCCCUACGCGGGGCCCUGCACCGGGGCGCUGACGUGGCUGACCUCGUCGCUCGCCUCUCCUCCGGUGACCAUCACUGGUACGCGGCGACGCACGCGCGGCCUACAUUCUGCAACGUGUGCCGCGAGCCGCUCGGCGCGCUGGGCACGGCGCACGCGCUCGCGUGCGAGCUCUGCAAGUUCAAGGCGCACAAGCGAUGCGCAUCGCGCGCGCCGCCUUCCUGCAAGUGGACCACGCUCGCCUCGCUCGGGCCGCAUUUAGUUGAAGACGCUGAUGGGAACAUAAUAAUGCCUCACCAGUGGCUGGAGGGGAACUUACCAGUGGCAGCCAAAUGUGACGUUUGCGACAAGACUUGCGGCUCCGUGCUCAGGCUACAAGACUUCAGAUGUGUGUGGUGCCGCAAAUGCGUGCACGCCGCUUGCAAACCAAGCUGGCGAGCUGCGUGCGUGCUGGGCCCGGCCAGAGCGUCAGUUGUACCACCCACAAGAUUGCAUUCUGUCGGACCUGAUGAUGCUUGGGUGCCUGAUAGACCGCCGAACGCCUCGCCGCUCAUUGUCUUUGUCAACUCCAGAUCAGGUGACAACCAAGGCGUGAAAUUCCUGCGCCGGUUCAAGCAACUCCUCAAUCCUGCGCAAGUGUUCGAACUAAGCGGCGCUGGACCUCGUCUAGGCCUCCGGUUGUUCAGGCAUUUCGCUCCGCUGAGGGUCCUCGUGUGUUCUGGAGACGGCUCUGUGGGUUGGGUGCUGCAGGAGGUUGACAAGUUGGAAAUGCAUCGCCAAGUACAAACAGCCGUGCUUCCACUGGGCACCGGCAACGAUCUGGCUAGAGUCUUAGGUUGGGGCGCCUCCUGUGACGAUGCGGCGAAUUUAGCACAACUCCUCGAGCGAUAUGAACGGGCGUCCACGAAAAUGCUUGAUAGGUGGUCAAUAAUGACAUUCGAGCGGUCGCUGACAGCUCCCCCGCCGCCCCCCGCCCCGCCUGACAUUGUGGAGGAGAGCGCGUUGUUGAAGAACUUACAGGAUAUCAUGCAGGCUGGUGAAGUUAGCUGUGCGGCUAGUACGUCUCUGCAGGACGGUUGCGGCAGACUGGCGGAUGCAGGAGAGAGGGUCGGCGGGGGGCCGGCGAGAGCUGCGCACCGGCUGCGUCGCGCGCUGUCGCUGUUGCUGCACGCGAGGACUCAUCUUGCUCAUGAUCAUGCGCGGUGCAAAUUGUGGGAGCCAUUGGAGACGAGCGACAGCGAACCUGAACCACAGCCUGUUGCCGAGAAAGGCAGUAUCGAAAAGACUGAAAAGGAGCAGCUGAACUGGGCAGCGCGCGGCUGCGCACUGGCGGCCCGCGCGGACAGCGUGCGCCGCGCGCUGCGCUCGCUCGUGCGCUCGCUCGCGCAUCUCUACCCGCAGGAGGUGGAGUCCUGCGACACUUGCACAAGCGGCGCAGAAGCCCCUCCGGCGGAAAUCGAUGCUGAGACCAAACCGCCCGUGGCGCCCGUGAUGGAAACGCUGUCCGCUUUACCUGUACCUCGAGCGUUCGCCGACAGCCGCCGCUCCUCCGCUGCCUCCGCUGUUUCUGCUACCUCCAUGCACCCAGACAACAUUCCAGAUGUAGAUGAAGACAUAGCUAAACUAAUAAACUCGAACCCACCGGAACAGAUGUUCAAUUUGGAGGUUGACAAGGCCGAGCGCAGUAAGACCAGCUCCACCUCACCACAAGACCGCCUCUCGCUGUCCAACCUCUCCUCCUGUGAUACGAGCUCCUGCAAAAACCUCUUCAGGCCCGACGCGGAGCGCGAAACUUAUAGUAGUAGUAGUCUUACCAUACCUAACCUAGUCGUCUCCGACGAUAGCUGUAAGAGAGAUUCGAUAAUACAGGGAGAAACUUAUGAAUCGGACCAAUUGACUAUAAUAGACAUCGACAAACCGUACACGGAUGAUGUCCAUUUCCAGAAUUUAAGUGCCAGAGCCACCCCAGUAAGCGGGGAGUGUACGCCGGAGAGAAAACUUUCUAGUGUAGAUUUGGAAAUUAACUCUAGUAGUUCGGAAGGGUCCAACAUUAGCGAUGACUUUAGUUUAAUGUCUGAAAUUAUUGAUGCCAAACCUGAAGACUUGGAUGAAGCUGGUGGAAUCGGUCACAUAGAUUCACCAGAAAUCUCGGAUACGUAUAUGAACUCGGAGACGUUACAUGGAGAAUCUAUCAUGGACGAUAUCAGCUCUAUGCUCGGACAAGAAGUCCUGUUAGCAAUGAUGGGGACAAAAGGAGAUAACGAAACAUACACAGACGACACAACGCUAUUCACUUCUGAUACAGUCUCAGACAUAGCGAUGGAUAGCAGAAAUCCUAGUCUUGAGAAAAACCACGAUACCAAGAUGAAAUACAUAUCGAAAAUGAAAAUGUCAAAAGAAAGCGAAAAUGAAAAGUUCGGUUUUGAGAACAGGGUGUUCUAUAUGUGCGAGAAUGCGGCAAAAGCAGAAGAACAAAUUAAAUAUUGCAGUCUAGCCCAAUUCGAAGAAGGCAAUGAUAUUGCCAGAAAAUCUUUCAGAAAACAACUGAGGAAAAGUAUGAAAAAGCGACCGGCAGAAGAUUCUAGUUUGAAAAAUCUUGUGCCAAAAACGACUGAAGAAUCCAGACCUGAAAGCCAAGUUAAGAACCCUGGAUUGGCAGUUCCGAAGUUUUGUCAAAAACAAGACGAAAAGCCUCAAAACCUUGGCCUCGAUGCACCAUUUCCUCAAGUUAGUGUGGUAGUGGAACCUCCCUCACCGUCACAUAGCGAAGACAAGAAAAGCCUGAAACAUGGCAGUAGUCGCAUGGCUUCCGUUCUUAGCGACAUUUAUGAUCAAGGCACUGAUACGCUGAGUGUUCAUUCACCAGAGCCGAGUAUUGGAACUACCAGAGAGCGAAGGCAAUCAGAUAACCCUAAGCUCUUAGGCUCAGACCCUGAAUAUGGGAAGUUCUUGAGUUGUUCCCCUGCUGCAACCAGGAGAAUAUCCUGCGGGAGUCUUUUCAAGCAUGGUGAACCGGACAAGUUAUCUACAUCGGUGUCAUCAAUAUGGGGCGAAGGUGGCCCGAUGGGUCCUACGGGCUCUUCAAAGUCAGACGCCAGUGAAAAGGCCAAGAAAUUGCCAAUCAUCAAUCCUCUAGUCCAGUUGCCUGCUUGGCCACACGUGACCCAGGGCUUCAUCAGCCAAUGUCUGUUAGCAAAUGCUGAUGCUUUGUGCGCAGCAGUCAGUCCAUUGAUGGAUCCAGACGAGACUCUGUUAGAAGGUUUCUAUGAAAGAGCAGUGAUGAAUAACUACUUCGGUAUUGGGAUCGAUGCUAAAAUCACGCUGGAUUUCCAUAAUAAGAGGGAAGAACAUCCGGAGAAGUGCCGGUCAAGAGCAAGGAACUACAUGUGGUAUGGUGUACUUGGGUCUAAGGAAUGGGUGAAUAGAACUUACAGACAUCUAGGUCAGAGAGUCCAACUGGAGUGUGACGGUCAAAGGAUACCUUUGCCCGAGCUACAGGGAAUCGUGGUGUUGAACAUUCCUUCCUUCAUGGGCGGCACCAAUUUCUGGGGUGGGACCAGAGGAGAUGAUAUCUUCCUCGCUCCCUCGUUUGAUGACAGGAUUUUAGAGGUAGUAGCAGUAUUCGGCUCUGCCCAAAUGGCUGCCUCGCGGCUCAUCAACCUGCAAAAGCACCGGAUCGCUCAGUGCCGCGCGGUGCAGAUCAACAUCCUCGGCGAGGAGUGCGUGCCCGUGCAGGUGGACGGCGAGGCCUGGCUGCAACCCCCCGGCUGCGUCAGGAUCAUACACAAGAACCGGGCGCAGAUGCUUUGCAGGUCCCGAGCGCUUGAAACUAGCUUGAGUUUUCUUGGGAGUAUCCUUAAUGCGGCGUGGGAUGAAAAGCAGCAACUAAAGCAGCACGCAUUGACGGGAGCGUCCCAGUGGUCGCGCAGCGACCUGUCGACGUCGGAGAGCGCACAGCUGCUGGCGUUACUUGAUGAUGUCAACACAUUGGUUAAACACGUGAAACUAUCCUGCAUAAGUGAAGGCGGAGUCAGCGGCGCGGUGUCGAGUGGCGUGUCAACCGCUAGGAGGGUAGCUGCCCAAGCUGACGCGUUACAGGAUGCUGACGGGAAGUUAUUGCCCGCGCCGCAAUUGAGGAGGCUUCUCGCUACUUUGGUGGAGAGUUGCCACGAGCUGGUGGAAAGCGGUGCGGUGGGCGGCGCGGGGCAGGCGGGGGGGGCCGCGGCCGGCGUGCGCGCGCACCUCGCCCGCGUCUCCAUACACGAGGGGCACGCGUAUCUGCAUGCUGAUGAGGUACAGAAAAAGGGAGGCGCAGGGCGUUGGCUGAGGGGUCGAAGGAGUGUUUCUGAAGGGCCAUCGACCACAGCAGCACAAGUCAAAGGCUGGGGCGUUAAAGAAGUCCAAAGUUGGCUUGAGUCACUACAACUGGGAGAGUACGCCGACGCAUUCGCUAAACAUGACGUCACAGGACGGGAGUUACUCUCCUUAGCUCGACGAGAUCUCCGCGACCUCGGAGUGACCAAGGUAGGCCACGUCAAGAGGAUCCUGCAAGCGGUCAAAGACCUUCAGUGACGACGGCGAGGCCGCUCCGAAGGGGAUGGCCACGGUUAAAAAAAAAUGCGACGGGCGGUCUUUCCUAUUUGUAGACUUUAAACUUUUUUGUGAUGUAAUAUUAUCUUAAUACCGGCCAGCUACCAGUUUUAUGCGUAACGGCCGAAUAUUCUCUAGAUUAUCUGUGUUCGAACUAUCUCUAAAAUGGCCGCCUUAUGAAUGUGUUAAUUAGUCGAUGUCAAUGGAUUUCAUCAUUGGUCCUGAGUAUUAUAUUUUUAUUUGCCUGUUCUUUUAAAAAUCAAAGUAUGGCUGAAGCUGAUAAAAAAAAGUAUGGAACGGUUUUCUACCAAGAGUUAGUAUGUAAGAAGACUGAUAUGAAUGUUUAACUACUUAUACGGACUCACCGAUCUCAAUUAUACUAUUGAAUAUUUAUGAAUACUAUAUUAUAUAUGAACCUCUAUAGCAAAAUAAUAUAAUUGAGUUUAGUGGUAAUGGUCUAAAGAUACUCAAUAUAACAUCUAAAACCUUUUUGAUGUAUAUAUUUAAUACUCAUGUGUAUUCAAAUUUUAAUGUAUGCUAACUUUUUUCUUGAAACAUCGAAGCUUCUACCUCUGUCAACUAUUUUCCUUCACAAUAUAUUUUGUCGACUACAAAGCUAAUAAGUUUUUUUGAAAAAAAAAAAUCUUCCCAUAAAUUUUGUCGAUAACAUUUUAUUUUUAACAAGCGAAAUAUUAUUGUAAUCAGGGACCGACGAAUUUAUUAGCAAAAUGUCUAUAUUUAUGAACAGCAUUUGCCUAAAAUCAUUUAACUCUGUUAAUUUUGUAAAAAAUGCUAAAGUUAACCUACAAUAUAAAAUGUGAUCCAAUUUACACCUUUAAAAAUACGAAAUAUAUGUAGGAAAUGGUUCAAUAUAUAUAAUUUUAAAUAAUAUACUUCAUAAGGUGUGAUGACUAAAAUUUAAUAUGUAAUGUACAUAUAUAACCUACAAAAACAAAAGUAAAAAGUAUCUCCGUCAACGACAUGUUUUACAUAAAAUUCGGUAAGGGUUGCCAGGAUUUGAGAUUGUUUUAUUUAGAAUCGUGAAGCUGCCAAAAUUGCCUUUCAGACGACUUUCUUUAUUAGUACUACCUACAGACCUACACAUUACGUUACAACGAGUAUAUAUAUAGCUGCAAAAAAAAAACUUUAUAUAUAUAUAGACUGAAUAUUAUAGAAAGCCAGGACAACAUCACAGUAUUAACGAUACAUUAACAUUAUGAUGACAUAACGUGUUAUUGUAAUUAGAGUUACGUUUAAUCGACAGGUAGAUUUUAAAAUCCUUGAUUACCUAUUGUAAUUU
Plodia interpunctella (Indianmeal moth) is the source of this 6393-nucleotide messenger RNA. RefSeq lists its product as uncharacterized. The record is from RefSeq and is a predicted model, not a curated record. The transcript has 23 exons. Gene Ontology annotation, biological process: lipid phosphorylation; diacylglycerol metabolic process; intracellular signal transduction. NCBI's taxonomy places the organism in Eukaryota, Metazoa, Arthropoda, Insecta, Lepidoptera, Pyralidae. Bases 111 to 5075 code for a protein of 1654 amino acids. Gene Ontology annotation, molecular function: protein binding; ATP-dependent diacylglycerol kinase activity.